AUGACGAUAGUCAAGGUAAGAUAUCUCAUAGUAGACGCCUUAUCACCAUACAACAUCAUCAUGGGGCGACCCACCCUCAACCUGUUAGGGCGCCCUAUCAACCCUGAAUUUAAGCAUAAAAUAUAUACUACCUACUGGGAGGGUCCGAAUAGUCCAAAUGGAUUAGAAGAUUGCCCAAGAAUGUUAUCAGAGAAGCCUCAAAAUGAGAAGAGUGAGGUGGUUGCAUUUGUCAUUCCACAACCAUACAUGCAAGGAAUGAAUGUUGCAAACCUGAAUCCUUGGAUAAAGCACGAGAAGGAAAGAAUAACGCCCAUAAAAGAUUUGAUGGAGGUCCCGAUUGGGCCACAAGUCUUCCAAGUCACAAAUCUUGUCACCUCAUUAUUUGAAGCAUGA
Vicia faba (fava bean) is the source of this 393-nucleotide messenger RNA. The record is from the annotation of a GenBank genome assembly. NCBI's taxonomy places the organism in Eukaryota, Viridiplantae, Streptophyta, Magnoliopsida, Fabales, Fabaceae.